Molecule: messenger RNA, 2049 nt
Organism: Octopus bimaculoides (California two-spot octopus)
Lineage: Eukaryota; Metazoa; Mollusca; Cephalopoda; Octopoda; Octopodidae
Product: coiled-coil domain-containing protein 97
Source: RefSeq, a predicted model, not a curated record
GUUACUUCGAGUUACAUCCCUUUUACAAAAUGGCGUUGUCCUCACGGUGUUGAUUUUUCCGAAUAUAAACAUUACAUUACGAGAAUGGAAGUUGAAGAAACCAUUUCUGAAGAACCUGAUAUACAGAGACUUCAAUUAGGUGGUGAAGAGAAUGAUGACCGCCAAGAUAUUUCUAAAUCAGAUAUGCUUCUUGAUGACGAAUCAUCAGAAAGAUUAAAUUCUGUUGUUGGAGAUAAUUUGACUGAUAUUCCACUAGAGGGUAAUAGUGAUGAUAAAGGUUCACAGUUCAUUCAGCCACCCACUUCAAAUAGAGAUCUCAAGCCACAUGUUGAAGACAUGCUUCAGAGACUAGCGCAUUCAUCUGCGCACUUUAAACACCAACAGAGAAAUGAGCCAGACCUGACCCCAAAUCAGAAAUACGAAAUUGCUCGUGAAAUAUUUGAAAAUAAACCCCAUCUGUUCUUGGCUCGUUUCAAACAGCAUCUUGCCAUGAAAGAUAUACCCUGUUUCCAGGAAUAUGCCGGAGACUAUGAAAUAGACUUUCAUCUCAGUGAGAUACAAAAGUGGGAUAGUAAAAAUUACAAACGAAAAAAAGUCAAGAACCGACGAUACAAAGCGCUGAUGGAAAUGAUGUCUAUAGGCGAUGAAUACUUCACUGAAGAUGCCAUGAAAUCUCGUGAUCCUUUGUUAUAUGAAGAACUCAUUGGGCAACAUCUAACUGAAGAAGAAAGAGUUGAAAAGGCUAAUAGUAUUAUGGCCAAGAAUGAAAAUUCUCUUUCUCAGUUUCUUCUAAGACACAUACAACAGCAGCAGGAGAAUGCCCUCUACUACUCAUUGAAACACAAAGAGGAAGAAUGUUUUGAAGAAUUUGACUCAGACUCAGAUGAAGAAAUUGAAAUACCUGCCAAAAGGAAACUGUCCAAAACUGAAAAGAAAGUAUUACGGGCUGAAUUCCUUCACAUAAUGCAAGAAAGAUUCUUAGAUGGGAAGGAUCUUGGCUAUGAUUACAGUACAAUUGAUGACAACGCUGUGUACGACGACCUGGAUACAGAAGACAAAGAUGAAGAAGAGAAGUACUUUGAUAACGAGGAGCCACAGAUGCUGGAUGACACCAACUGUACAUAGAUAAAAGCAACUUUCAAUGCACCCCUUGACUACAUCUGGGUUUAGUCAGUCCUAACAGAUUUGAGUGAAGAGGAAGAAAGAGAGAGAAAGUGCAGCAGAUGUUAUAGUCAUUGAAGGUUUGGCAUAGAAAGAGAAAAGUUGAUAACGAGAAGUUUUAUACGGAAUUGAUGUUAUAAAGAAAUAAGUAUUUAUAUAUGUAUAUAUAUACAUAAUGCCUCUCCCAAGGUUUAAUAGUAUAUAUAUAUAUAUAUAUAUAUAUAUAUAUAUAUAUAUAUACACACACUGUGCAUAUUUUUCACACACAUACAAUGUAUUUGUAUAUAUAUAUAUAUAUAUAUAUAAGCAAAUAUUUGCUGAUCCCUUAAUUAUGUUUAUAAAUAUAUAUAUAUAUGUAUAUAUAUAUAUCAUCAUCAUCACAUCAUCAUCAAAUGGCCAUUGUCUAUGUUGGCAUGGAUUGGACAGUUUGACCAGAGCUGGCCAACCCAUGCCAGCAUGGACAAUGGACAUUAAAUGAUAUAUAUAUAUAUAUAUAUAUAUAUAUAUAAUUAAAGGAAGCAGCGGUUUAGUAAUGUGUUACCAAAGAAGAAAACUGUUAUUGUCAUUAAGUAUGACUGAGGGUAUUAGAAAACCUACAAUGCUAGAAAUAAGAGCUAAAGUUCACUGAUGCUGCACUCAACGCACAUAAUUGUAUACAUACAUACUGACAGUGACCAUAAACAGCCAAAAGUGGUUGUUGAAAUAUCUCUAUACUGUUGCUGUCGGUUUGUAUAUAUACAAUUAUGUGCAUUGACUGCAGCAUUAGAGAGCUUCAGCUCCUAUUUCUUGCAUUGUAGCUGUCAUAUAUAUAUAUAUAUAUAUAUAUAUAUAGGGAAAAGAACCAAGUUUCAUGAACUCAUCGAUGAAAAUCCAUAAAUUGAUUUUAAU